AGAGCGGGUACUGCGAACUGCGUUACUAUGCUAUAGCCCUAAUAUCCACACAUUCGGAAGCAAAAACGUGCAGCCUCUUGAUUGAAUUUAUCUUGUUUACGAAGAUAACUGAACAAACCACUGAGGGGGAGAAAGACAGACUCAUGAGUCGACUUGGAGGACUAGAGCGACGUUAUGGAUUUGACUAAAAUGGGUAUGAUACAGCUCCAGAACCCCAGCCACCCCACUGCCCUGCUGCAUAAAGCAAACCAGAUGCGACUCGCCGGCACGCUCUGUGACGUGGUCAUCAUGGUGGAUAGCCAAGAGUUCCACGCUCACCGGACAGUGCUCGCAUGCACCAGCAAAAUGUUCGAGAUCCUCUUCCACCGCAGCAGCCAGCACUACACACUCGACUUCCUCUCACCAAAGACCUUCCAGCAGAUCCUGGAGUACGCGUACACUGCCACCCUCCAGGCCAAGGUGGAGGACCUGGAUGACUUGCUUUAUGCUGCAGAGAUCCUGGAGAUUGAGUACCUUGAGGAGCAGUGCCUGAAGAUCCUAGAGACCAUCCAGUCCUCCGACGAAAAUGACACAGAAGCAGGGAUGAAUGAUGGCGGAGCAGAGGACGAGGAGGAGCGUAAGUCAGCACGACACGGGAGGAACACCUCCAAGAAGCAUUCCAUGGAUGACAGUGGCGGCUACAUGACGGCCACCCACCAGCAAGUGAUGGGGCUGUCUGGCAUGGUGGACCAGAGCCCCUCAGUGUCCACAUCCUUUGGCCUGCCCACCAUGAGCCCCACCAAAGCUGCUGUGGACAGCCUGAUGAGUAUCGGUCAAUCCCUGCUACAAGGCCAGCACCACAGCGAGUCCCUGCUGCAUGGCAACAUCCAACCUGCAGCAACAGAGCUGAAGCCUGAGAUGAUGCAGGUGGACGAGGGUAGUGCAGGCCCCGAGAGUCCCAGAGCCAUGGAGUCCAGCACCUCCAGCAACGGCGAGCGAAGCGGCGAAGCCGAUAAGAACAAUAGGGACGGGCCGGGCACACCAACCAGGAGCAGUGUGAUCACCAGUGCCCGUGAGCUGCACUACGUGCGGGAGGAGGGUACGGGGGACCAGCAGGCAGACAUCAGCCAGAUGGGCCUGGAAAGCAUGGGUGCCAUGGCAGAGAAACACCUGGCGUCUCUGUACGGCAUGCCUGCCAACCACAAAAAUGAGAGCGUACUGGCCAUGCCAGCAUCUGUGGCGUCCUCUCUCCACAUGUCUCCUGCCCUGGCCAUGUCCAUGGACUUCAAUGCCUACAGUGGCCUACUGCCCCAGAGCCUCAUCCAGAGGGACUUCUUCAACAAGCUUGGUGAACUAGCGGCAGGUAUGAAGCCAGACGGGCGAGGACAGAACGAGCGCUGCAAUGUGUGUGGCGCUGACCUCCCUGACAAUGACGCCGUGGAACAGCACAGGAAGCUGCACAGCGGAAUGAAGACCUACGGCUGCGAGCUGUGUGGGAAGCGUUUCCUGGACAGUCUGCGCCUGAGGAUGCACUUGCUGUCUCACUCAGCUGGUGAGAAGGCCAUCGUGUGUGACCAGUGUGGAGCCCAAUUCCAGAAGGAGGAUGCACUGGAGGCCCACAGACAGAUCCACACAGGUUCAGACAUGGCCAUCUUCUGUCUGCUGUGUGGAAAGCGUUUCCAGACGCAGACGGCUCUGCAGCAGCACAUGGAGGUCCAUGCAGGUGUCCGCAGCUACAUCUGCAGCGAGUGCAACCGCACUUUCCCCAGUCACACUGCACUCAAACGCCACCUCCGCUCUCACACAGGUGACCAUCCAUUUGAGUGUGAGUUUUGUGGAAGCUGCUUUAGGGAUGAGAGUACGCUGAAGGGUCACAAACGUAUCCACACAGGAGAGAAACCCUACGAAUGUAACGGCUGCGGCAAGAAAUUCAGCCUUAAACACCAGCUGGAGACCCAUUACCGCGUGCACACAGGUGAGAAACCGUUUGAAUGCAAGCUGUGUCACCAGCGCUCCAGAGACUACUCAGCAAUGAUCAAGCACCUGCGGACCCACAACGGCGCUUCGCCCUACCAGUGCACCAUCUGCCUGGAAUACUGCCCCAGCCUGUCCGCCAUGCAGAAACACAUGAAGGGCCACAAGCCCGAGGAUAUCCCCCCAGACUGGAGGAUAGAGAAGACCUACUUGUACCUCUGCUAUGUCUGAGCCCCUGCACUCAGCAAGAGAGGGACAGCAGGAGUAGAGGAUGAGGAAGGAAGGGAGAAAGAAGAAAAGAGCUGGAGGGAGAAGGGGCCAGGAGGGUGCUUUGAGGAAAGCACAGAAAACAGUUGGUCAGAAGUCAGGAAAGAUGUAGAAGGCUAAG
This is a messenger RNA of Chanos chanos (milkfish), 2341 nucleotides long. It is a transcript of the gene zbtb16a, whose product is annotated as zinc finger and BTB domain containing 16a. Gene Ontology annotation, molecular function: DNA-binding transcription factor activity, RNA polymerase II-specific; RNA polymerase II cis-regulatory region sequence-specific DNA binding; protein binding. The coding region runs from base 175 to 2184 and encodes 669 amino acids. Gene Ontology annotation, biological process: regulation of transcription by RNA polymerase II. The record is from RefSeq and is a predicted model, not a curated record. The transcript is spliced from 7 exons. NCBI's taxonomy places the organism in Eukaryota, Metazoa, Chordata, Actinopteri, Gonorynchiformes, Chanidae.